Messenger RNA from Juglans microcarpa x Juglans regia, 1849 nucleotides. RefSeq names its product squamosa promoter-binding-like protein 18. The transcript has 4 exons. Gene Ontology annotation, cellular component: nucleus. The coding region runs from base 622 to 1638 and encodes 338 amino acids. NCBI's taxonomy places the organism in Eukaryota, Viridiplantae, Streptophyta, Magnoliopsida, Fagales, Juglandaceae. The record is from RefSeq and is a predicted model, not a curated record. Gene Ontology annotation, molecular function: DNA binding.
ACAUGUUUUCAUUUUUUCUCUCUCUCGUUACAAGACUACAAGCCUAAAAAGGAAGGAGAGGGACUUGGAAAGCACAAUCCCUGCUCUUUCAUGGUCGCUCUCUUGGCCAUUUUAGGUUCUUCUCUUUCUCUCCGUGCGUCUCGUUUUUCUCUGUCUGUUGUAUACAUUAUCUAUUCUCUUUGUUAUUUACCCCCAAUAAUCCCACAUUAGCAGCUUUCCCUCUCUCUCCUCUCGCACUGUUCCAGCUUCUAGCCACACAAAGAGAGCUCUUUCUCCCCGUAGACUUUUUGGUAGAGCUGUAUGUCAGACAGUUAAAUAACUAGGAACUCCAACCCAGGCAUCUUCUGGUUUAUCUUUCACCCUGCGCGUUUAUAACUCUUUCCACAGCUGUUUAGUUUACCAAAUUUCUUACUUCAAUAUACUUUUCAACCAGCAAUUUCCCCCGCCUCAUCUGAGAGAUUAUCCGCAAUUGGACAGCCUGGAAGUUACCAAAGACAAGAUUUUUUGCCUCUUCAGAGCUUGGUUUCUGGGUUUUCCGAGAACUUUUUGUGGGCUAUAACCUAAAGACAUCCAUGAAGUUGGCUGAGUUGAGGCAAGAAGUUAUUCCUCACAUUGCUUCUGAUGUUGAUUCUGAUAGCACAGAAGUGCAUAACACUAGAAAUCACUCGAGGGCUCUGUGUGAUGGAAUCAUCAUCAUCAUCAGGAUCAACAAAGAGGGCUCGAGCAGAUAAGAAUGGAGCCAAAGUCCCUUCAUGCUUGGUUGAUGGGUGCAAUUCAGACCUUAGUAAAUGCAGGGAUUAUCACCGACGUCAUAAAGUAUGUGAAAUCCACUCCAAGACUUCAAAGGUUACAAUCAGGGGUCAGGAACUACGGUUCUGCCAGCAGUGCAGCAGGUUCCAUUCCCUGGGGGAGUUCGACGAGGGAAAGCGAAGCUGCAGGAAACGCCUUGAUGGACACAACCGACGACGUAGGAAGCCUAAACCAGAGUCUCUGUCCCUAAAUUCAGGAAGGCUCCCCUCCAGCUUCCAAGCAGGCACCAGAAUCUUAACGUUCGGUGCUCCACAAAUAUUUCCACAAGGUCCUGUAGUGAGCUCUACUUCGCUUGGGGCUGCCAAAGCUGAGACUGAUGUUGCUGUUCUUUACAAUGGCUAUCGGCAGUUGAACUUUCGCGAUAGCUCCAUUCCGGAUUCUUUGUGCCACAAUUACAGAGGAGGAAAACAGCUUCUCUUUUCACAAGGCUCUAGUUCCUCCUUCCCUGGAGCAUCUGUGUACCAACUGCAUCCGGGUGCUAAUUUUGCAUCCAGCAACACUAGCAGCAGCCAGAAAGUGUUCCAUAAUGAAUUAAACCGAGUAGUUGACUCUGACUGUGCUCUCUCUCUUCUGUCAUCAUCACCAGCUGAGACUCGGCAGGUUGGUUUGAGCCAAAUGGUGCAGUUCAACCCGAUCCCUUCAGCUCAGUCCUUGGUCCCCAGUCUGCACUAUAAUGGUUUAGGAAUGGAGGGUAAGACUGUUUCUUCUGCUUUGGUUGAUGACUGCAACAGCAAUGCAAACGUCCAUUGCCAGGGUAUGUUUUCGAUUGUGCCUCAUGGAUCAUCUGUAACCGGACCGCACCAGACACAUUCCUUCUUGUGGGAGUAGUAUAUCCCAUUUCUACCUCCUUUGUGAUCGCUGAAGUAGAGCUUUUAUUAGCCAGGUGAAUCAGACAUGAGAUAUCUACUAUGUUUCUGAAAUGUUAGCUUUUUAUGUUGUAAGAAUUGAUGGUCACUGAAAAAUAGGGGAUUAUAUAACGUUAUAUGUGCAUAUGUAUGCUGUUAGAAUUUAAUCACAAUAAUCGACUAUUUUCAUAGCA